CCAACUUUUCCUAUAAAUUCAAACUCACCAACCUUGAGUUUCAUAUCCCAAACACCAAAAAAAAAAAAAAAAAACAUAAAACCCCAUAAACAUAUAUUUAACCAACUACCCUUAAUUCCUCUCCUCCUUAAAAAAUCAUAAUAUAUAUUUUUAUAACCAUGAGAGAUUUAAAGGUAAUGGGAGGUAGUGCAGAAACGACAUCACCAACAUCAGCAGUAGUGAUUAAAACGACAACAAAUGUAUGGAAAUCUCCAAUCCCAUACUUGUUUGGAAGCUUAGCUAUCAUGUUGUUACUCAUCAGUUUGGCUUUACUCCUCCUCAUUUGCUCCUACCGCAAACGCUAUUCUUCUUCUGUUGACGAAAAUGAUGAGAACAAGUCUAGUACUAAUCAUAAUAAGAACGUUAAUGGUGAAGAUGAAGAUGAUGGCCCCAAGAUUGUGGUCAUAAUGGCCGGAGACGAAGCCCCAACUUACUUGGCAACUCCUUCACUACUUGCUGUUCUUCCACCUUGCACUUGCUCAUCAGCUGAUCGUGAUGGUGAUGAUGAUGAUCAUGAUCAUGACCAAGCCCCCCAAUCACAUGUUUGAUUAAUCUUAUUAUUAGUUUUUGGUCGUAUGGAUGAUAUUAAACGACAUGUCGUUUUGAUCUUCAAAAUUUUGUUCCAAAUGAGGCAGUUUUGUUAUGUCUUUUCUCUUAGCUUUUUUGGUUUUAAUUUGGUUCUUAUUCUUGCGUCAAAUCAUCAUCUCGCGCGAGAUAUAGAGAAUAUAUAGUGUAGUAUAUAUUUAUAUAUAUAUAUAUAUAUAUUUAUAUAUAAUGAGUUGUACCUUUCUUAUGUUAUAAAUGUUCCGAGGAAUCGAGAUAUAUAUCAUCAUUUAAACACUA
Molecule: messenger RNA, 882 nt
Organism: Cannabis sativa
Lineage: Eukaryota; Viridiplantae; Streptophyta; Magnoliopsida; Rosales; Cannabaceae
Product: protein GLUTAMINE DUMPER 6
Exons: 1
Coding region: 159-587 (142 amino acids)
Biological process (GO): regulation of amino acid export
Source: RefSeq, a predicted model, not a curated record